Molecule: messenger RNA, 834 nt
Organism: Neurospora hispaniola
Lineage: Eukaryota; Fungi; Ascomycota; Sordariomycetes; Sordariales; Sordariaceae
Exons: 1
Coding region: 1-834 (277 amino acids)
Source: RefSeq, a predicted model, not a curated record
AUGGCCGACGAAAGUCAUCAUAGCUUCUUUGAGGAGGCUAUCUUUGCCAACCGGUCCCGCGAGGAGCCUUUUGAACUUCUCUACGGCGACGAUGACAACAACACCAACCUGAUAGACCAUUUUGGCCAUGACCACGAGUGGGGCGUGGACGAGGACGAUCACGCCUCUAUUCAGGACAACUCCAGGUCGGAACCCGUUGUUGACCCCAUCCUUCCUCAGGAAGACGGGCCAGGCGCUAUAGAAAACUCUUCCUUCUCUUGCCCGGAGGACGUCAGUGACAUCGCCCAUAACGCCGCCACUCAGCACCUGGUAUAUACGCCAUCCAUUCGCAAUAUCACCAACGCUUCUCCCGAGUCUGGGGCUGAUUCCCAAGACAACAACCUGAUCACCCGAGACGAUUCUGGUUCCUUCAUGGACGGCGCCAGCAUGGGACUGGACAAUCCCCUUUCUGUUCAUGUCCCGCCCACGAACAUCAACAGCAACCACGCAUUGGAGACUGCUGCCGACUUACCCGAACCUGUUUUGACCUCCGCUGCGCACCAUUCUCAUGAGGCAAAGAAGUCGCAGCAGUCACUCGAGGAGGGCAACCUCAUCAGCAAAGCCAGCAGUUUUGCCCCAUUCGACCCAUCCACUGUUGCACCUCCCAGCGUCGAAGUAGUCUGCCAGAGACUCGCUUCACUCGACAUCAACGACGGCUCUGACAGGCCCGCUGCUAGUGAAAGCAGUACAACAUCCGUCCCUGCCUGCUUUCGGUUGCCGAUUCGGCUCUCAGGCCGCUGCAGUGUCAUCAGGACCAUCAACGGGUUCCGACUACACUGCCCGUGCCCUGUCUAG